Molecule: messenger RNA, 2753 nt
Organism: Salvia splendens (bonfire salvia)
Lineage: Eukaryota; Viridiplantae; Streptophyta; Magnoliopsida; Lamiales; Lamiaceae
Product: ABC transporter G family member 3
Exons: 12
Coding region: 401-2575 (724 amino acids)
Cellular component (GO): membrane
Molecular function (GO): ATP hydrolysis activity; ABC-type transporter activity; ATP binding
Source: RefSeq, a predicted model, not a curated record
UUUGUAUGUGGGUCACUUUUUCUCUCUGCUUCUUGUCUCUUUUUGCUCGACUUUUUUUUCUUUUCAUUUUUUGGCUCCAUUAUAAUUGCCUCACUGUAGUUCUUACUCAUAUGAAAAACCCAGAACCCAGAUCCAACCUUUGUGUAUUUCACUUAAGAUUUGCUGCAAUUGCUGGGUUUCUUCUCCUUAAGAGCAUUUGAGUGUUUCAUCUUAUGCAACUAUUGGCUCUGAUCACAUGAUAAGGCAGACUAAGCUUAGCUAAGAUCACUCGAUGUUGGGAUGAAAGUCUAAAGAUUAGUUUUUUGGAGGGUUUGAUUCUUGAAAGUUAUGGCAAUGCGUUGAGUUUUGGGCUUGUGAGUGACAAACAAGGAACUUUAAAAGUACCUUAGGAUUUGGAGAGAUGGAAGAAAUACAAUCUCAAUCAGAUAACUAUAGGUCCUCGUCGUCUUCAGCUAGUAGCCCGGCAAGUAGAGUGCCUUCGAGCAAUUUCUUCUACUUAAGAAAACCGGGUGCAUUUAGACAGCCGAUUUCAUUUGAGGACUCACCCGACUGGGAAGAUACGGAUAUUGAAGUGAAAGUGGACGAAGGGGGAGCCGACUCAAUUAAUGCUGCUACUGCUCCUGUCUCCCCUUCUCUCUCAAAGAUCAAUAGUGGCUCACUUCCAUCACCCCCUCUGCCCGAGGGUGCUAAUGUUGCACGAAAGACUGCAGGGGCCUCAAUUGCGUGGAAGGAUUUAACAGUCACUAUAAAGGGUAAAAGAAAGUACGCUGACAAGGUCGUUAAGAGCUCAAAUGGGUAUGCGUUCCCGGGAACAAUGACAGUAAUCAUGGGUCCUGCAAAAUCGGGCAAGUCGACGCUCUUAAGAGCUCUUGCAGGGAGACUGCCUGAUUCAGCUAGAAUGUAUGGCGAGGUAUUUAUCAAUGGCGUAAAAUCACGCAUGCCAUAUGGUGCAUAUGGAUUUGUGGAAAGAGAAAGCACACUUAUUGGAUCAUUGACUGUGCGAGAGUAUCUUUACUACUCAGCAUUGCUCCAGCUUCCGGGCUUCCUUUGUAAGAAGAGGAGUGCAGUGGAGGAUGCCAUCCAUGCCAUGUCAUUAGGGGAUUAUGCAAAUAAGCUCAUAGGUGGGCACUGUUAUAUGAAGGGUCUUCGCAGUGGCGAGAGAAGACGAGUGACAAUCGCCAGGGAGCUUGUCAUGAGGCCGCAUAUCUUAUUUAUUGAUGAGCCCCUGUAUCAUCUCGACAGCGUAUCAGCACUUCUAAUGAUGGUUACCCUGAAGAAGCUUGCAAGCACGGGAUGCACUCUAAUAUUUACCAUUUACCAGAGCAGUACGGAAGUGUUUGGCCUUUUCGAUAGGAUUUGUCUUCUCUCUAAUGGAAACACAUUGUUCUUUGGGGAAACACUUGCUUGUUUGCAGCAUUUCUCAAAUGCUGGAUUUCCUUGCCCGAUCAUGCAAAGUCCUUCCGACCACUUUCUGAGAGCCAUAAAUACAGAUUUUGAUAGGAUUAUUGCAAUGUGCAAAAACUGGCAGGACGACCAUGGGGAGCUUUCAUCAGUUAAUAUGGACACUGCUGUGGCGAUACGCACUCUUGAAGCAACGUAUAGAUCAUCCGCAGAUGCUGCUGCUGUCGAGACUAUGAUUUUGAAGCUCACUGACAAGGAAGGUCCACUUCUCAGAAGCAAAGGCAGGGCAAGUUGUUGCACCAAGAUUGCAAUAUUGACUUGGAGAUCUUUGUUGAUUAUGUCAAGGGAGUGGAAGUAUUAUUGGCUUCGUCUAAUUAUAUACAUGUUUCUGGCGCUCUGUAUUGGUACGGUAUUCUCUGGUCUGGGGCACUCAUUAUCUUCAGUCGUGACUAGAGUUGGAGCUAUAUUUCUAUUCGUAUCAUUUACAUCGCUUCUGAGCAUAGCUGGUGUCCCUGCACAGCUCAAAGACAUCAAGAUAUUCAUCUGUGAAGAGGCAAACCAGCACUCUGGGACGUUGGCCUUUCUAGUCGGACAGUUUUUCUCAAGUAUCCCAUUCUUGUUUCUCCUCUCCGUCUCAUCGAGUUUGGUCUUCUAUUUCCUAGUCGGGCUGAGGGACGAUUUCAGCCUGUUGAUGUACUUUUCCCUGAACUUCUUCAUGUGCCUUAUAGUUAACGAGGGACUGGUGUUACUCGUUGCUUCAGUCUGUCGAAACACAUUCUGGAGCAUCAUAAUAUUGGUGAAUAUACACAUGGUAAUGGUCCUUUCAGCCGGACUCUAUAGGAUACGGAGUGCGUUGCCACGGGUAGUGUGGAUGUAUCCUACAUCAUACGUCGCUUUCCACACUUACUCUAUCCAGGGGCUGUUGGAGAACGAGUACAGUGGGGAAUUGUUCGCGGUGGGGCAGGUGAGGUCGUUAUCAGGUUAUCAGGCCCUCCAGAACGUAUACGAUGUAUCGGCUGACAGCAACUCCAAGUGGGAGAAUUUGUUGAUACUGUUCCUCAUGGCGGUUGGUUAUCGCCUUCUUGUUUUCGUUUUGCUGCAGUUUCGAGUUAGAAAGGUCUUGUUUUCUCGUUGCAGUUCUUGUUGUAGUAAAAACACCAACAAUCCCAGAUAAAAAAAAAACCAUCUUUUGUUGCCUUUCCUUGAAGAGGUAAACUCUUUUUUGAUCGUCUGAAUAUAGAAAUUAUGGAUAGAUUCGAACUGAAUCUGUAUAUUUUUUGUUUUCUGAUUUGGGAUGUGCGGAUAUUAUUCUUGGACAAACGUUUGAGAAAUGGGAUUUUCUUGAAAUAUGA